Messenger RNA from Drosophila elegans, 1687 nucleotides. RefSeq names its product glucose-induced degradation protein 8 homolog. The transcript has 2 exons. Gene Ontology annotation, biological process: proteasome-mediated ubiquitin-dependent protein catabolic process. The record is from RefSeq and is a predicted model, not a curated record. Gene Ontology annotation, cellular component: nucleus; cytoplasm. Bases 30 to 743 code for a protein of 237 amino acids. NCBI's taxonomy places the organism in Eukaryota, Metazoa, Arthropoda, Insecta, Diptera, Drosophilidae. Gene Ontology annotation, molecular function: protein binding.
GUACCUAAAUCGAACUAAAUAUAUUUAGAAUGGCCGAGUUGAAGCCAUCGACUUCGUGGCCCCACCGAAUGACGAGCUUCCAGCGCCGACAGGCGGAUCUUAACCGCCUGGUGAUGAACUAUCUGGUGACAGAGGGUUACCAAGAGGCCGCCAAGCGUUUCAUGACGGAGGCGUCAGUGAAGCCGGGUCCCCACAUGGAUACCAUCGGGGAUCGAUUGAGGAUACAGGAUGCCGUGAGAGUUGGCCAGGUCAAAUACGCCAUGGAUCUGGCCACCCGGAUAUAUCCGCGCCUCUUCGAAACAGACAACUAUGUGUUUUUCCACAUGCAACAGUUGCGUCUGAUCGAGAUGAUCCGGGAUCAGAAGAUGGAAAAGGCUUUGAAGUUCGCCCAGAGCAAGGCUGCGGGCUUCGCCAAUGUCGAACCGAGGCAUUUCCACGAAGUGGAGCGGACAAUGGGGCUCCUGGCCUUCGACCGCCCGGAAUACAGCCCGUACGGCGAGUUGAUGUACUACUCCUAUCGUCAAAAGGUGGCGAACGAAGUAAAUGCAGCCAUGUUGCGUUGCGAGGAUGCGAAUAAUAAGAUCAAAGAGACGCCCAUGGAGCCACGGAUGAUGUUCCUCAUCAAGCUGAUCCUUUGGGCACAGGCCAAGUUGGAGCGUGAGGGAUGUAGCGAUUUCCACAAGGUCGAUCUUGGCCAUGGGGACUUUGAAGAGGAGUUCCGCCGAAGCUUUCAGGGUUUCUAGGGCAGCUAAAUGUACAAUAAUUGUCCAUCGAUCGGCGACUACUGCGAAACUAUAUAUAAAUGUUUUUUUUUUAUAGAAAAUCUACACAUAUGAAUGUAUUUUUUUGGCCAACCUACAAAUAUGAAUGUCAUUUUUUUUGAAUGGAUGUUGAAUAUUAAAUAUUUCCAUAUCUUGAUGUUACUUUAAGCAAACUUGCUGUUGGCUUUACUUUUUGGGUUGUGAUUGAAGCCGUUUUAAAUGUUCGUUGAUAAGACGCAUUCCCUUUGGUAAUCUAAAAACGCAAAUUAUUUUGUGUCACGUGCCAGCCCAGAGUUUUUCAUACUGUUUUUUUUUUGUUUGUGUGCCCGAUAAGAGAAUGAGCACAACAAAAAUAAAGCGCUUUGGAAGUCCCUGCCAAAACAUUAAAAGUUUUGAAUAUUGGAAAGAAAUAGUUAUAUGUAUAAUCUUAAUAUGGGACUUAAAAUUUUCAAUUAAAUGAGAGGUUCCGUCUUACAAUCUCAUUCAAACACACACAUAUAACUUAUACAUAUAAUUUAAAGCUAAGAUUUUACGUUUAAAUGUUCAGGAAAUAUAAAGUUCUUAUUGUUUUUUUUUAACACAUCGCUCAGUCGACUUUUCUAACAUUCUAUGAACUUUUAAACAUUAUCGCCGGUAUACGUCAUUGGCUUAAAUAUUGUUCCAUUGGUUGGGCAACUAAUCUAAUCGCUGUGGCUAAACUUAACCUUGAACCCUAGGGAGACGGAAAAAUAUAAAUACAGAGAGAGAGAGAGAGAAAGAAUCGCACACAUAAUUCACCCUUUGCACCCCAUCAAAAAUGCAAUGUUUUGUAUCAAGGGGCAGUAGCUUUUGGUUUGUGACUUCAACACGCUGGUAGAUAAGGAAAAUACUUGGGGAAAAUCAAAUCGAAGGCAGGCGCCCGUUGUUUGGCUCGAACUGAGCGAUAA